Salmo salar (Atlantic salmon) is the source of this 1816-nucleotide messenger RNA. Lineage: Eukaryota; Metazoa; Chordata; Actinopteri; Salmoniformes; Salmonidae. The record is from RefSeq and is a predicted model, not a curated record.
AUGGAUGUCGUGAGUCUCCCCGGUUGGAUUAACAGCAGCAGCUCCCAGCUGCCUGCCAAAACCAACAGACGCAGGCGCAACAAGGAGCUCUCCUUCACUGAGGUUCUGAAGAACUACAAGCUUCUACCUGAUUCCCGGCCCAGCAGCCCAGAGAGCCUGCACCAGCAUGAGAUGAUGAUUCCUAGAAUCCCUGUCAGCAUCACUAGACCUGAGGGGAGGCCUAGCAACCCUCGACGCCCCACAAGACGGCCUGUUAGACCAGUUGUCCUGGUCCAGCCUGACGUACAGCCUUCCAGACCUGAGGGGAGGCCAAGCAACUCUCGACGCCCCACUAGACGGCCUGUUAGACCAGUUGUCCUGGUCCAGCCUGACGUACAGCCUUCCAGACCUGAGGGGAGGCCAAGCAACUCUCGACGCCCCACUAGACGGCCUGUUAGCCCAGUUGUCCUGGUCCAGCCUGACGUACAGCCUUCCAGACCUGAGGGGAGGCCAAGCAACCCUCGACGCCCCAAUAGACGGCCUGUUAGCCCUGAUGGCCUGGUCCAGCCUUACGUACAGCCUUCCAGACCUGAGGGGAGGCCGAGCAACCCUCGAAGCACCACUAGACGGCCUGUUAGACCAGUUGUCCUGUUGUCCAGCCUGACGUACAGCCUUCCAGACCUGAGGGAGGCCGAGCAACUCUCGACGCCCACUAGACGGCCUGUUAGCCCCGUUGUCCUGGUCCAGCCUGACGUACAGCCUUCCAGACCUGAGGGGAGGCCAAGCAACCCUCGGCCCCCCAAUAGACGGCCUGUUAGCCCUGAUGGCCUGGUCCAGUCUUAUGUACAGCCUUCCAGACCUGAGGGGAGGCCGAGCAACCCUCGGAGCACCACUAGGAGAAAAGUGAGGCCCAGUAAUCCUGUUUGUCCCGUUAUUCUUGAGUCCCGACCUCCCAGUCCUGUGAGCAUCACUACCAGCAUUGUGGACCUAGUCCAGUUUGAGUCCUGUCCUGCUGUGAGUCUGGUCCAGCCUGAGUCACGUCCUGCCUGCCCUCUGACCCUGGAGGAGCUGGCCCUUUCAGAGUCAUGCAGCUUCAGCAACAAUGUGUUUGUUCUCUCCAUGCCGAAAGCUGCCCAGCCAGAGGAGGCUGCAAGAGGGAGCAGCAGCGCACCCAGGGACAUCAUCAGGCCUGAAGCCUUCGUCCAGACAGGACCCCUGCUGGCCAGGAGAGCCCAGAGGGAUGCUCCUCCUCCAAAGAAGCUCCCCAAACCCCCUGUGGCCCCCCGGCCCAAACUGCUGCCCUCCCUGGGCCAGGGCAACGUGUCCCUUGUCAGUGCCAACGCCUGGGAUGAAAGGACCAAGAAGAAGAGAAAGAAAGGAGUCAGAGUCCAGAGGUCUAGCCUGGGCCUGAGACAUAUCCCCCGUGACCUAGAGCUGGCCAUGAUGAGGCCCCGUCUGGUCAAGUCGGCCGAUCCCUCCCAGCGUCCCUACCAGCCGUGGGACGACGAGGACGAGGUGGACAUCUACGCCCUGAGGCGCACAGCCUUCAUGUGCCCCAUGUACGACCAGGAGGAGAGCAGCGGCAGGGGCAACAAGAGGGUGGCAGUGGAGGCCCUGGACAACAUUCCUUUCAGAAGGAAGAUCACCUUGUGUUAUUUCAUGGGUGGGCGCAGGGUGAUGCUGCCAAAAGACUACUAACCCCACCCCCCUCUAAAAGGCUUCUAUAGACCAUCUCUGUAGCAAGAGAACCUCCAGUAAUCAGACUGGGCUGUCCUCUGUCUCCCCUCAUCUCUGAUACAUCAGACUGGGCUGUCCUCUGUCUCCCCUCAUCUCUGAU